GUUAGACGAGUGUUGUGAGCGUAAUCUCUUUCUGUUGUCAGACGAGAGUUAUAAAUGUUUCUCUUUGAUGUUGCUCUGCCUCUGUCCAGAAAGAGGAGUUCAACAGAUACAAAAUAUCUUUUCUUUUUUUAGAAAGAUCGUCUCUUGAAUUCUAAGGCUCUCGAGACUGUUUAGAGGAGGACUGUUUCAGACGCCAUCGUGCUGAGGAUAUCGUCUGCAAUCUUGAUUGAGAGAGAUCUGUCUUUAGUGUGCUCAAUAUGUGAUACCAUCUGGAUAUACCUACAAAAUGUCAGUGUGAUUUUUAUGCUUGUUCUCGUCCCGCCAAUCCCCCUACCAUUUGGUCCGUGUGUCUUGAUGUUUGAUUUUGCUUCUCACAUGAUAUAAGAACGUAUUACCUAUGUUUAUCACGAUUACCAGGUUUAGCUCUCCUGCCUCCUCUAGUUGACUAGUAGGAAAUAUCCAUAGAAGAUUUCCAUAUAUUAUUCUAGAAAGUCGCGCAACAUAUCUAAGUACUUGAAAUUUGAAAUAAUUCGGAUGAUCUCGAUCACCUUUACGUGUCAAAACUGGAGACAUCAAGCAGCAGAGUGAUACGCACAUGAACUUCGAUGCAGUACUAGCUUUUUAUGAUACUUCAGUCGUGUAACCAAAAAGAACAAAGUCAUUAUAACUGUUCAUCCGUCAAUUGACCACAGACCAAAUGCUCGUGGUCAGAGUGUUUGUUAUUAUCUCACAUCCUCUUUUUUGGUACAGCUACAAACAACCUUACAACCUAGAGUACUAGACAGUUAUUAUAGCUUAGUUGUUUUUUUGAUCUAGAACGAAGUACAUACUCCAUUUUUUUGAGUACCUCAUUCUAUCAUCAAGCGUUGGAUAGAGCCUUAGUCUAUCAUCCACCCUAUUUGAGUGGUUAUGCUUUAUUUGAUGUUAGAGAGAUUUACAUUUCUUGUUUUUUUUGUUAGACAUGGCCCGCCGGACCCGGAUGUUGUAUGAGCUGCAGCCAUAUUAGUUUUUGUUAGUAUUUUGAUGCUGCUCUUCUACUUCAUUCUUGGAUCAUCAUAGAGGCAGCAAGGCUCGGACGCAUGAUCGAGAGACGUUAACAAAUGAUAGUCUGUAGUUUUCAUCAGACCGUACCUCAACUAACAUAAAGAUUAUUAUUGUUAACGAGUGGCUGGUCGUCUUAUCUAUCAUCCGUUUCCGCGCGCCUUGCCUUGCGUUCUUUAUUUCAUCUGCUGGACAAGAAAUUCGAAGAAAAUGAAAUACCAGAAGAAGUUCUUAGCGUUACAGGCCGAAUUCGAAGAGGAGUUGAAGGCCUGUUUGCUUCCUGCCGAUGACAACAAAGCAGAUCCUGAUGUAGAUAUUGUAGUAGAGGACAAUGAGGAAGUUGCAGCUCCUGGUAGUGGUACAACUACAAAAACUUCUUCUUCUAAAGCAGAAAUAAGUAAAAGUACAACGAGUAGCACUUGUGGUUGUGCCAAAAGUAGAGCAGGAACAAGUAAAAGUGGACACGAAAUAAGCCAGAAAGACGACAACAAGGUCCAUCCGCUUCCUGCUCCACAGCAACAGGAGAGUAAAGUACAGAACAAUCAUGGCCAUCUUGCAGAUUAUCAACAUGAUGAUGAUGUUUAUCAACAACAUGGUGGAAGUGGAAGUACUACUUCUCGUACUACAACUCAUGCGCCAACAGAGCCACCAGCAAAAGCUUCUAGUUCGCCGAAUUCACCGCUAGCUGCAUUUGCAUCAUCUUCAGCAGGAGCAACGGGAGAAGAGGAUUGGUUUUCUUGGGUGGAUUACAAAGGCUUGAAAAAAUGCGUGAGCUCUGGUGUUACAGAAGAUGCUUUUCUUGCUAAAUGGGAGAAAGAACUAGUCGGUGUAGUGCGCACGAUUUCCGGUCAUCAACUUUUGCAACAAGCGCAUGCGGCUGCGGUGCAAGCGGUUGCGGUGCAGCAGGGCUCGUCGCUCUCUCCGACUCGGUCUCCUUCGGAACCAGUCACAGGUGACAAAAAGCCCACUUCCUCGAUUUAUCCGUUGGUAAGAACUGAAGACCAAGAAGAGCCUCCAGUUCAAGAAGUAGCUCCUGCUCCUGGUACUGCGCAAGAAAAUUGCGUGUCCUCCUCCUCUUCACCUGUUCCGUCUCACUCUGAAUCUCCGCCAAACUCAACUAGACCACCUCUUGUUUUUGGCGACGGCAAAAAUAUCAUCACUGCUGGAGUUCCCAUCGUCACUGCAGCUCACACUGCUCGCAGCGAGAGUAUUAAAAGUGGGCCUCAUCCUAAUAUUGUAGAGGAAAGCGACGAGCUGCUCUUGCGCGAGCGACGUUUGUCUCUGUGUGCCAAAUAUUUAGAGGCAAACCGGGAGGCCUUGCGCAAGGCAGCAAAGAAGUUCGAUAAGCGUCGGGGUCGCAACUAUGAGGACCAACUGACAGACGUAUGCAUUCGUGCUCUAGCGGAGGCGGCGAAAAGCCAACAACGUUAUUUUCAAGCCCAUGGACCACAGCAGGAUAGUAGAGCUGAAAAAAGGCCAAAUAACCACGACAAAAACUUAGCCGACAUCCACGACAGUCGAAAACGAAGUAGAUCCAUGCAGCACGCUGAUCGAAGGAAGAGCUUCCUCUUUGGUUCGUUUUCUGAUGAAGAAGAAUUUGCAGCUCGACUAAUCGCAGCCCAGGACGCUUGGAGCGGCUUUGAGGAUCUACGCGAACUUGAAGCGAGAAAAUUACUUUUUUCUUCAACACGUGGAGGACCUCCUGGUGCUUCAAACACGACUGCUGAGAAUACAAAUAAUGCUGCUUCUGACCCUGAUAAAGAAGCCCUAACAAGAAGUCCUGCAAAUAAGAAUGGAAGUGGUAGUUUCCAGAAGUUGGGAUUUGCGGCUCUGCUAUUAGCAUUGGCUUCAACACAUGCACUGGUAGUGGAAUCGUCGAAAGAGGGGGGCUCCUUUCCCUAUCACCCGUUUUCGAUCAUUUUGAUCGAAGCCGCUGUCUCCGUCUUUCUGUCCUCUCUCCUGUACUGCGCACUCGCAGCCCCAGCACCAACAAAUCUUCAAAGUAGAAGAAGACUCUCUCAGCACUAUUUCACGACGGCUCCAGAACUAGAGGACGAAAUCAGACUAAAAAUUUCUUCUCAAGAACAAGCUCAGCAUGUGGACAACAAUGUGAUGCACAACUACAACAAAGACGAAGACAAAACUACCUCCUCUUCCUCAAAAAUAUCCUCUUCCUCUUCAACAACGUUCUUUGACAGAGUAGUUUCCACCGUGCAAAAAUACCGGGAGGAGCAUCAGAGGGAGAGUUUCACUGCUUGCCUGCGCGCCUGUUUUGGGCCCUCGAAUGUCCUAAAAUUCCUACCCACCGGCGUCCUGCGUGCCUUCGAUGACGGUCUGACGAUCUACGUUCUAGCUCUCGUGUCCCCGACGAGCUACAUGGUACUUUCCCAGAGCAGAUUGUUGCUUACCGCUCUCGCAGCCAUCAUCGUUCCCGGAUGCAAGGCGCCCAAACGGAUGCAGUGGCACGCAAUUGCGUUCACGACCACAGGCGUGGUGGCGUUCAAAUCAGCGAUGCUUCUCCAAAUGGAACUAAAAGAAGCGGAAGAGAAUAAUGCUGGGAGCAGACUCUUGAUGGUCUCUACAACUAGUAGUGGAGGUGCUGAGACGAGCAGGCUCUUAACUUCUUCUUCUGGUUCAUCUACUGCUCCCCUUGCCGCGGUUGUGACGACGAAUUCGACUUCUUCUGCGCCUGGUGUGCCAAGUAUGAUUUCUUCUGGAGUUGUUAGCACGAGUCCUCUUGCGUCAACAAUUGCUUCCGGUGAAACGGAAGACGAACGUGGAAAAGCCAUGUUAGGUACUUUUUUGCUGGCUGCAGCUGUCUUGUGCAAGGUGGCUUCGAGCAUUUGGGCGGAGAGAUUAAGGCAACUACUAACUACUAUUUACAUUUUUAUCUCCAAGAGAUUAACAAGAGAGCCAAGGAUCUGCAUCUCAGGGAAGAUGAGCAGAACGCGAUAGCUCUAAAGAGAAUGCUGAAGAAGGAGGCCGAAGAAUGCGUGUUAGUGCAGGUUUGUAACAUAUCCUUUGGGACCUUCGUCGCUGCGCUGGUGCUGUACUCAGUCCUCUCGGUUCCAGGGAGCCCGAUUACAGAAGCAAUCACCUACAAUCUGCGAAGUCGACGGCAACUGUCUAGUGCUGGAACAGUGGCUACUUCUAGUACAGCAGAUGAUGGAAGUGGAGGAGCUACUGGUUCUCGCACGUCAACAUCCACCUCAUCUACAUCCACUUCCUCGUCUUCAUCUUAAGGCUUCUUUUUGAUUGUGUCCGCAGAGUCUCCAAUUUAUUAUAUUCUUUCGUCUUGAGUAGAAGGCUUCUUUUUGAUUGUGUCCUCAGAAUAAUUCACAUUCUUUCGUCUUGAGAAGCAUCGAUCUUGUGAAGGUGUUAGUUUUCCCCUGCUCAGACGAGGAAAACGAGAAUACCUCCAAGAUGACUUAGAAAUCGAAAUUAGAUCUUAAUAUCGUGGUUCAUUUAGGUUCUAUCGUUGCGAACGGAAGUAGUAGUGCAGUGGUCUUCUAAGCCCCUGGAGUGGGUACAUUCAUUCACUCCUUCUAUUCAUUAGCUUCUCAGUCUGAGGUUAAUCCAUUCCUAAUCUUCUUGGGAUUGUAGUGUAUUGGGUACAUUCAUUCCUUCUAUCUCUAAUCCUCUUCUUGGGAUCCUUUCUUUGGGUGGUCAACUAUCACCGUGUGCGUCGUACUGCAUAUGCUCGCGAAGAAUUGGGCCUCGAAUUUAGUGGUGAAACAUCUCUCCGCAACUACGAAGUACGUAAUCUACGCUGUAGCGAUAGCCUGUACCUACGCCCUUGAGGUGCUGCUAGUGGAGGGGGCAGUUUUUACCGUGAUCUCCGCGGUCUGCAGUCUAGCCGUUGUACAAGGAGGCGUGCUUUUCGGGAACGCGAAGUGAUUCAUUCGCAAGGAUUGCUUUGGAUACUGAUGAUGUACUUAGACGAAGCAGGUAGUCGUGGUACGCGGACGCGUGCUUUUCCUGGGUAAUGGGGCGAAGUGAACAUGACUAUUCAAGAUCAUCAUGAAGAGAUAGUGGAGGGAAGAUAUUAGAAGAGUAUCUGGUUCUGCGAUGGAUUCAUCUUCGACGAGACGUGAUGACGACGCAGCUCGAGAUCAUCAGAUGAAUGUACAAGUUAGUACAGAUGAAGUGUCAGUGUCAUGAAUUGAGUUUGUUCUUGACCCGUGAUAUUGUAUAAAAUCACUCACAGUGUAUAAAGUCAUUCACAAUUUCGUUUUCGUCAACGAAAUCGAAGUAGGUGCAUACAGCGAGAAAAUAGACAUCAUAAAUUCUUGCAUUGAAUCAUGAAUAGCUGUCCGCAAUUGGAUUCAUACAUGAAUCACUUGUGAGUACAGUUGUCUAGAACAUGAUGAACUUUUUUUCCAGUAGGUCCUAAGGAGGAGAAGGACGGAGAUAGCACCUACUAAAGGAGCAGAAGGACGAAGAUAGCACCUAGUAAAGGAGCAGAAGGACGAAGAUAGCACCUAGUAUUAAAGCUCAACACAAGUAUGAAAAUGUCCUAGAGGUACGUUCUCCAUCUCGAACCUGGUGGUCAAACCAUCUUCUGGUCUCAGAGCUCCAAUCUGAGGAGGCCUGUACUACACAAGCUAAUUAUGCACUCCACCAAGGAGUUGUCCCCAAGAAGGGCCAAGUGGGAAUGCUAAGAGUAU
This is a messenger RNA of Amoebophrya sp. A25, 5708 nucleotides long. The record is from the annotation of a GenBank genome assembly. NCBI's taxonomy places the organism in Eukaryota, Dinophyceae, Syndiniales, Amoebophryaceae.